This is a messenger RNA of Polychytrium aggregatum, 645 nucleotides long. RefSeq names its product Protoglobin-domain-containing protein. Lineage: Eukaryota; Fungi; Chytridiomycota; Chytridiomycetes; Polychytriales. The transcript is spliced from 3 exons. The record is from RefSeq and is a predicted model, not a curated record. The coding region runs from base 1 to 645 and encodes 214 amino acids. Gene Ontology annotation, molecular function: oxygen binding; heme binding.
AUGGCCGAAAUUACAUCCAUCGAGCGGGACCGCCUCUACACCGACCGGCUCUAUCGCUUCCAGUACAUUUCCAAAUUCGCCGAGUUUGGCGAAAAGGACAUUGCGGCCAUCAAGGCCUCGGCCCCUCUCGUCGCCCCGCUGGUUCCCACUAUCGUGGACAGGGUCUAUGAGAAGCUCUUUUCCUUCGAUAUCACCAAGGCGUACUUUACCCAGAAAGGAGACGGCUUUGGCGGCCAGGUGACCGUGGAUAUCAAGACUCUGUCGCUCCAGGACGAGCAGAUUGUCUUCCGAAAGGACUUUCUGAAGAGAUACCUUGUCAAACUCGUCACCGCCGAGUACGAUGCCAAGUUUGUCAACUACCUCGACUGGGUGGGCCGAAUUCACACAAGCAACCCUCUCAAGAAGAGCAAGAUCAAUGUCGAGUAUGUCCAUGUUGGAGCCCUUUUCGCUUGGCUCCACGGCUUUCUUGCCGAGACGCUCGACAGCCACCCGGACCUGCAGGCAGAUCCCGUCACCCGCUCCAAGACCAUUGCUGCCUUUUCGAAGCUGCUCUGGAUCCAGAACGACUUCUUCGCCAAGUACUAUGUCCAUGAGGGAGAGGACUUGCUGGCCACCUGCGCGGAGGCCAAGGGAAAGGCUGAAUAG